ACCAUGUCGCCAUGGCACAGUUCUUGCUCGUGCUGCUGGCAAGAUCCACCGCCGAGCGCCCGGCAGAUCUGCUGCGGGCAGCGGUGGAUGAGGCUUCGCUGGAGGCUGCAGAGUUGGCCCCGGCUGCCUCGGAUGCCAGGCCCUCCCGGCCUUCCUUAACGCCGCUGCCGUUGCCCCCGAAUCGCUGGGAUCCCACGGCCGCGCGUGCCGCGAGCGCCGCGAGCGCCGCGGCGAAAGCCAUCGCCUCGGCGGCGAAAGACGCGGCGGAAGGGGCCAGCGCUGCAUUGAAGGACGUCGGCGUGGCCGGCGUGCCCGACGCCAUGCCGUCGGGCACGCCGAGUUUGGGGCUGUCGGAGGAGGUCGCCGCUUUCGUCAAAGCCGCCAGAGCCAAAGAAUGGCGACCGGACCCGAAGGCCGAAAUCUCAGCUGAACGAGGUGAUCAAAGCGCCGUCUUACGACGGGAAGCGCAUCGCAGAUGGCAAAACUAUUUCAAGAUGGCCGCCAAUCGACUGGAAGCCCCACGAACAGGAGAUGCUGUAGAGGAGUAUCAUUUGCUCUAUGAGGUCAUCAAUCAGAUCAUUGCUGGUUUGCAGUUGGCAGCUGAUGCGUCUCAAGGUCGAGGCUCAGAACUCAGCCGCGGCUUCGCGCACGUUUCGCAGCUGCUGCGCGUCUUAGAGCACCGUAGCCGCGGCACCGCCUUCGAAAACGAGGACUUCCUGCACCAAGCCUAUGCUACGGCCUCGUUGGGCUGCGGUAACCGACCCUUCGAGGAUCGCUUCUGCGACCGCGCGCAGCUCCAGCGGUGGUUACGGGCGAAUGACACGAGUCUCGACAGGUCGGAGGAGGUGGCAGAGUUUGAAGACAGCUGGCUGAAGUAUUUGGACCUGGGCUUUGCCAAGGGCCUUUGGCGAAAACUCUCGGAUCAAAGUCAGACCUUCAACCCAUCAGAGGAUGAGGAGAAGAGAAGCUUGUGGCAGCUCUUUCCAACCUAUAUCAUGGCUAAGGAUCUACGUCAGAUGUUUUCAUCAUCUGGACCUGUUUGCAGGGCCUGUCGUCAUUUGACCGCCGUGGUGCUGGAGAAAUAUCACCAGUUCCGCGCCGCCAAUUUUGCCGAUCCCAGCAAACCAGAUGAGGUGAACAACGCCUUCUUCACAUGGCAGUUGACGCACCAUGCGGAGCAGAGUGCGGAGAAGGGUCAGGCCUUCUGGCCAGAACUGUAUGGGGAUGCCACAUUCCGGCAGCUGAAAAGUUUGGUGAAGACAUCCUGUGUGGAAUACCUGCAAGAAAUCUACAGCUCAACAUUUUCCUCCUCAGACUUCGACAGCUUGGAACUCUCCAUUUGGGCUUCCGUGACAUCGCCUGCGGCGGAAUCGAU
This is a messenger RNA of Cladocopium goreaui, 1375 nucleotides long. The record is from the annotation of a GenBank genome assembly. NCBI's taxonomy places the organism in Eukaryota, Dinophyceae, Suessiales, Symbiodiniaceae.